Pseudonaja textilis is the source of this 1158-nucleotide messenger RNA. The record is from RefSeq and is a predicted model, not a curated record. NCBI's taxonomy places the organism in Eukaryota, Metazoa, Chordata, Lepidosauria, Squamata, Elapidae.
AUGGAAGGUGUGCAAAGCAGACAAACCGAACAAGCCCCACAAGACAGCACCGUAAUCUCCGGGUGUCGGCAAGCGCACACGAUUCAAGGCUUGUUCCUGACCAAUGCCCCCUCCCACCAGCACCUCCUUACAUCUCAGUCCCCAGAUGGUGUCGUCUUGGUGGACCCGGAGUACUUAAAGGAGCGGAAAGUUUUCGUGACGUUGACCUGCGCUUUCCGCUACGGCCGCGAGGAUCUGGACGUCCUGGGCCUCACCUUCCGCAAAGACCUCUUCGUCUCCAAUGUCCAAGCUUUCCCUCCAGUGGCUGAAGAGAAGAAGCCCCUGACGAGACUGCAGGAACGGCUGGUGAAGAAACUGGGGGAGCAGGCGUACCCCUUUACUUUUGAGAUCCCUCCCAAUCUCCCCUGCUCCGUGACGCUGCAGCCCGGCCCAGAGGACACUGGAAAGGCUUGCGGGGUGGACUAUGAGGUCAAAGCCUUCUGCGCUGAGAAUUUGGAGGAGAAGAUCCACAAGAGGAACUCUGUGCGCCUGGUCAUCCGCAAAGUCCAGUAUGCGCCCGAGCGGCCCGGCCCGCAGCCCAUGGCUGAGACCACCAGGCAAUUCCUCAUGUCCGACAAGCCCCUCCAUUUAGAAGCAUCACUGGAUAAAGAGAUCUAUUACCAUGGAGAACCCAUCAACGUUAACGUCCAUGUGACCAACAACACCAACAAGAUGGUCAAGAAAAUUAAAAUCUCAGUUCGCCAGUAUGCAGACAUCUGCCUGUUCAACACUGCCCAGUAUAAGUGCCCGGUCGCCGUGGAGGAAACUGACGAUGUGGUGGCCCCCAGCUCCACCUUCUGCAAAGUCUACACCCUGACGCCUUUCCUGGCCAACAACCGGGAAAAACGUGGACUGGCUUUGGACGGAAAGCUGAAACACGAAGACACCAAUUUGGCUUCCAGUACCCUGUUGAGAGAAGGCGCCAACAAGGAAGUUCUGGGCAUUAUCGUCUCCUACAAAGUGAAAGCCAAGCUGGUGGUCUCGCGAGGAGGCGAUGUGGCUGUGGAGCUGCCGUUCACCCUGAUGCAUCCCAAGCCCAAGGAAGAGUUGUUGUACCGAGAAGUGCCCGAAAAUGAAGCUCCCAUCGACACAAAUCUCAUAGAACUCGACACGAAGUAA